Messenger RNA from Knipowitschia caucasica, 321 nucleotides. NCBI's taxonomy places the organism in Eukaryota, Metazoa, Chordata, Actinopteri, Gobiiformes, Gobiidae. The record is from the annotation of a GenBank genome assembly.
AUGAUGACUCUCAAAUACAGCUGCUUGGCCUUGACGGUCCUGGUCUUGCUGAGCUCAGUUAUUGCUCAAGACCAUGGGCAGGAUGAGGAAUCAGAAGGACCUACUCUAACCGGACAGCAAAUGUUUGAGAUGAAGAUGAUGGAGAAGGUGCAGGAGAUCCAGGCCCUUGAGAAGAUGGAGGAAAUGAAGCAGAUGGAGCUGACGGGUCUGCAGGAGAUAGAGGCAAUGGAGGAUAUGGCGCUGAUGGUGAUUACUGAGAAAAUGACGGGCCCAGGAUCCCCAAAUGAAGAACUGCCAAUGCCUAAUUUGGCUGUUGUAUAA